AUGAGUUCUGCAUCCCCCACCCACACGUAUCGCACCGUCAGCGCGGCAUGGACCGAAGGCCGGCUGGAGAACGUGCUGCAGCGGCAAAAGGAGCUAGCUGCUCUGCACAGCAGUGUCAAGAAAUCAUCUAGUCGCUUGAUCAACGCUCUCAAUCAAGAUUUACACACUACUGACGAGAGCGCCACUGAAGAACUUCAGUUGACGCUUGACUCGAUCAGACAUCUCUACGACGGCCUCAACUUCCCAGCCAGCCUCGCAAACGAGCGAUCGAUCAAACAAGGCGCUAGUCUAGUAGACAACCUGGUGCCACUAGGGCCAACACUCAUUGACCCAGCCCCUCAUGCCCCAGUUGCCAGCACACUCAUCCCGCUAGCAGCGGCUGUGGCAGCUGGAAGUACGGUAGUCGCAUUGGCGCAUUCAUCGGUUCCAGCGGUUAACGAUGUGUUGCGACAAGUGCUUAGAGAGGGCAUCGAUAUUGAAGCCGUUGGCCUCACCGACAACGACUCUGCUAACACGCGCCAGCAACUCGGUCUGAAGCCGUGGGGCGUCGCAGUGCUGCAAAACGUACGCGAGCACGCUAGGAUAGCGAAGCUUGUCUCUCAAGCGAACCCGCUGGUGCGCAGCCUCUCACCGCCAUCAGGCAUUUGCGCCGUCUUCAUCGACCGCAGUGUUCAAGAUAUCGCGGCUGCGGCAAGCCAUCUCCACCAUUCUGUCCUCACCACUCCACGGCAUCAUCCUUUGCGACUCCCCAGGCUUUGCUUUGUUGACGAAGCAAUCAUUGGUGACUUGGAGGCACUUUUGCUUAGCGCUGGUUCGGGGUCCAUUGAACCGCUACAAUAUGAUGACGACGACGACAAGACCCAGGCCUUGUAUAAGCAGCUCAAGUCUGUAUUUCCCUCGCUGUCUAAAAAGACUUCCAUUGGCACAUCCCUCUCGCUUUCCCCGGUGGUAGCCUUAAAGCGGUCCGAUCCCAUCACUGCCGAAGCUAUCCGCCUAGUUGCUCAGUCGAUCGUAGAUUGCCACAGCGGAAUACUUUUAAUUCCCACUCGAAGCCUCGAUCAUGGCAUAGACCUAUUAAACAAGGUAAAUGACAAGAUGCCUUCCCAAGCGACCUAUGUCUUUGGAGAGUCCAAGCCAAGUUUCUACGUUGCCGCAUUCAGCAAUACUGUCCAAGUCUUCAUCAAUGCUAUUCCACCAUGUUCACUUAUCGCUGUUGCGCCUAAUUCGGCCUCCGUAUCCAACCGCGUCCUGUACUCGAGGGAAGACUUUUCAGUCAACAAGCCUGUUAGCCAGGUCUCCCUCAGGUCUGCGACGGCGGUUAAGAUCGACUCCAAGCCAGUGUGGUCUUUGACGUCGCAUACCUUACGUUUGGGGAAGAUCAAGCAGCCUAAGGGAGGAAGACUCAGUUAUUUCGAGCGUGGCCUAAUUCUUGGAUUGGCUUUAAGUCUCGUGGCCAUCUCGGGAUUAUCUGUGGGUGUUCAUCGUGCUGGCCAAGUGUAUUUCAGGCGUACAUGA
This is a messenger RNA of Ilyonectria robusta, 1515 nucleotides long. RefSeq lists its product as uncharacterized. Gene Ontology annotation, molecular function: aldehyde dehydrogenase (NAD+) activity. The record is from RefSeq and is a predicted model, not a curated record. Gene Ontology annotation, cellular component: cytoplasm. The transcript is spliced from 5 exons. Lineage: Eukaryota; Fungi; Ascomycota; Sordariomycetes; Hypocreales; Nectriaceae. Gene Ontology annotation, biological process: aldehyde metabolic process. Bases 1 to 1515 code for a protein of 504 amino acids.